GGGAGGAGGCAGGUGGAGCUGUGGAGGAGGAGGGACAAGCGGUUACACCAACACCUUGGAGUUGGGCUGGGUCUACGCGGGGCCCCAGAGAUGUUCCCCAGCCCAUUCUUCCCAAGAACCGAUGAGUAAAAUUAGGGGCCUCUCUCCUGAGGUCAGGGAACCAUGCUCUGGAGUGGAACUUGGGGUGGAAAAUGGCCUUCUUUGUCAACUGAUUCGUUCUCCAGAAUUCAACUUGUUCUCCAACUCAAUGGUGUUUGAAAGCAACUUUAUCCAGGUCACUAAGCCUGGAAAAUGGAUGAAUGCUUCCGAAGACUCUGCCACAGUGAUCCUCGGGGUGACCUCCUCAGUACCUUCCUUGCCACUCCCCAAUGUCCUCCUGAUGGCCAACGUCACCUGGCCCCAGGGUGAAUGCUCCACCUGGAACACACCUGGAGUUGGCCCAGUUAUCACGCUCAGCAGGAUUCUGCCCCUGAGGUAUGUGGAGCUACAAAUCUGCGACCGACUCCAACGCAUCCUGCGGGUCAGGACAGUGACUGAAAAGAUCUAUUACCUGAGGCUCCAUGAAAAACAUCCAGAGGCCGUGUUUCAGUUCUGGAUCCGCUUGGUGAAAAUUCUCCGGAAAGGUCUGUCCAUCACCACCAAAGACCCAAGAAUCCGCUUCACUCACUGCCUGGUGCCCAAGCUGACCGGACUCUCCACCGAAACAACACCCGAGAGCAGCCUUCCUGGGUCCACCCAACCCAGCGAGACCCUCCUGCUGCUGGCAGCUGAGCAGACCAGCGGCAGUUUCUCAAAACUCUCUGGAAGGACUCAGUUCACAGCAGACAGAAGCACCAAGACUGCCAUCAAAAUAGACAGUUCCAGCAGCUGCAACAAGACACCCUCACCAGUGGCGUCGCCAGUCAGUGUCAACAUACCCAUGAGAGCUACCUUGAGCCACAGCCUCUGGGAACAAGAUGACCCCCACGACCACCUCUUGCAGGCCCCUGUAGCCAGUUCUCUAGGGGAGAACUUUCUGGGACCCUAACAUCAGUCAGAGCAAGUGAUCGUCCCUGUCUUCUGUGCAUCGCGAUGUCUCCUUCAAAGCUGGUUCCGUGGUGGCCAACUGGCCACAGGGAGCUAAGAUGAUGCUUAUAGCAAGAUGCCUCUGUACUUCCACCAAUAAACCUCCA
This is a messenger RNA of Cavia porcellus (domestic guinea pig), 1172 nucleotides long. RefSeq names its product golgi associated RAB2 interactor 1A (gene Garin1a). NCBI's taxonomy places the organism in Eukaryota, Metazoa, Chordata, Mammalia, Rodentia, Caviidae. Gene Ontology annotation, cellular component: nucleus. The transcript is spliced from 5 exons. The record is from RefSeq and is a predicted model, not a curated record. The coding region runs from base 122 to 1027 and encodes 301 amino acids.